Messenger RNA from Pipistrellus nathusii (Nathusius's pipistrelle), 862 nucleotides. Lineage: Eukaryota; Metazoa; Chordata; Mammalia; Chiroptera; Vespertilionidae. The record is from the annotation of a GenBank genome assembly.
AUGUCUGACAGAGAUGAUGGAAGCCAGGCCCCAGGUGGCCAGGAGAGCCCCGUGGGUGUGGUGGGAGCCUGGGUCAGGGAAGAUGGAGAGCAGGAUCCCCUGAUCCUCAGCUCCGGGCCCCAGGGGGAAGGGGAUGACGCCGCUGCCGCCAUAGUGGCCUCAGAAGUCGCAGAGGCCAUGGAGAGCCUGGGGGAGGAGGCCGGGGCAGUGGGAGACCCUGAAAGCCGCACCAGUGAGGAGGAUUCUGACAUUGGCCCAGCAGAGGAGAAAGAGGAGGGGGAGGAGGAGGAGGGAGAGGAGGAAGAAGAGGAGGAGGAAGAGGAGGAGGAGGAGAACUUGGUGCCAGGCCGGAACAUGGUGAUGGACCCCAACCAGUUACCCUUGGCUGGUUUCCACAUUGUGUUCCCGGACCUGGUGCGCACAAUGCUGCCCCGCCUGUACCACAAUGACCACAUCCUCGUGCGUCCCCACGGAGGCCGCAGUAUCAUCCUGCCCAGACAUCACCUGCCAGGUCAGGCGGCCCAAAUUCGCAUGCCAGAUGCCUCUGGAGAGGGUGCUGCAGCUGUGCUGCCUGAGGACUUCAGCAACAGAGCCGUAGGCUCUGGAGAGGGGUUCCCGGCCCCAGAUCCUGAGGACAAGGUGGAGGCCAAGGUCGAGGAGGAGUCUGCGCCUGGGGAGAUGGCAGAGGAGGCACAGGAGGAGCCCACGCAGGAGGCCGAAGCCCCCCAGGAAACAACUGAAGAAGAGGCCCAGGGUGCUGAAAGUAAGGAAGACAAGGAGGAGUGGAACAAAAAACAGGAACCUGAAAAGAAUAUGGAUCCAGCAGAGAGCAGGUACAGAAAAUCCAGGUAUCUGUGUAUAG